Paracoccidioides brasiliensis Pb18 is the source of this 1032-nucleotide messenger RNA. RefSeq lists its product as uncharacterized. The coding region runs from base 1 to 1032 and encodes 343 amino acids. The transcript has 3 exons. The record is from RefSeq and is a predicted model, not a curated record.
AUGACUGCGGCUGAUUUGUUCGCAUUUUGCCAGCAGAUGAUGGCUACAAAUGAGAACUCUCGAAUCAAUGAGAAUACCCUUCACCUCGAUGGAUACGAAAGCUGUGACUACGUUCGAUGGGACCAACUACCAAGCUUGGAGGGAGGGGAAUCCAUGUGGACGCGGAGGUCAUCGGCGGCACUGACAUUAUUACGAAGAACCAACAUGAACCACCUCAGGACACUGACGCCUUAUAAAGCACAUUGGAUAGACCCGUACGGACGGACGACGAUUGGAGCGUUGGAACCAGACAACGCAGCUGCCCCAUGGCAGAAAAUUAGUAUUGAAUACGCUGUCUCCUUAGCAGAAGAGCGUAUGAAUGUAAUGAAGGAGCUUUCUACCCUCUAUGUCAAAGAUAAUGAUUAUCCUACCAACCAGAGGAGAUUUCGCUACCUAGUCGCACGUCAUAAGGAGUUAGCCAAUAAUAGGGACGAUUUCUACCAUGAUCUCUUCCUUAAUGGUCUACGAAAUCAUCGAAGAGCUUUCGUGAAGACUCGCCUUGACGAUUUUAUGCGACAGGCCAAAGACCCAAUUGUCAACAUAGAUAUAGAUGAUCUUAUGAAACAGUUGACCAAUCCUACAAGCAAGACCAAAGAUUCUGAGCGUACGAAGACCCCACAGGCCAACACGGCCACCAAUGACGGAAAUCAUCAGCCAAGUGCAUCCACAUCCACGAAGUGCGAAAUCUGCAAGCCCGCAGGUCAUGUGAAGAAGACCCGUUGGCGUCUGCACCCAGAGCUGGCGUCCAGUCGAUGGAGGGAGGCGAAUAAGGAUAAGAUUAUCAAGGACAUUGAUAACAGCGGACGAAAACAAAGAAAUAAGAAGGAUGAGGACAACGAUAAAAGAAGGGAUACGGAAGACAAAGCUAACGACAAAAAAUGCCGGAUCUUCUUGCCUUCCAACCAAGUGCCAACUCAGCGGUCGCCCUAUUCGUGUCAUCUGAAAUAUCGUCGAAGCCAUGGUGUCUUGACACCUGCACCAGUUUUCAUAUGA